CGUUUUCUUAGUUUUGUGAUUUUUUUUUCCAAAAACCUAAAAUCAAAAUCAUAAAACCACUUGUUCUCUCUGCUCCUAUCAUCUCUGUCUCAUUUCACAAGAGUAUCUUCUUCCCAUCUCACCUCUCAGAAGAUUUUCUCCUUCUCCUCGUCCAUGUCCUCCCCGCCGGUGUGAUUGCUCUAAGCUUGACAAAGCAACUACUCUAAAUGAGCGAUCUAGUCGACUCAUCGCCCCUCCCAACUGGCCCCUUGACAACUCAGUUUUCUACAUCUGGGAACUAUCAUUACCAUAAAACCUGUUAUAAGGAGAACUAUCAUUGGAAAUGUGAUGUCUGCAAGCACUUCAUUCCAACAAACCAUGUUGGUCUUAUUGAAUAUAGGGCACAUCCAUUUUGGAUUCAGAAGUACUGCCUUUCCCAUGAACAUGAUGAUACUCCUCGGUGCUGCAGCUGUGAGAGAAUGGAGCCAUGAUACACGCGCUAUGUCACGCUUAAUGAUGGUCAAAAGCUCUGCCUAGAGUGUCUUGACUCUGUAAUCAUGGAGACCAAUGGAUGCCAACCCCUUUAUCUUGAUAUACAAGAAUUUUAUGGAAGGUUUAAAUAUGAAAGUAGAGCAGCAAGUGUCGUUAACUUGUUGUGAAGCCAGAGAGGGAGAAAGAAAUGUAAUGGCACAUUGUCAGAUUAUGACAUAUCUAAGAUUUAUACUUUUUAUGUUUUAGAUUAAGGUUUUAUACUUUUCAUGUUGUAGGUGGGCAUGUCAGACUGUGAAUAAGUUUUUUUAGUCUA
Humulus lupulus (European hop) is the source of this 784-nucleotide messenger RNA. RefSeq names its product protein DA1-like. The transcript is spliced from 4 exons. The coding region runs from base 207 to 470 and encodes 87 amino acids. The record is from RefSeq and is a predicted model, not a curated record. Gene Ontology annotation, molecular function: ubiquitin binding. NCBI's taxonomy places the organism in Eukaryota, Viridiplantae, Streptophyta, Magnoliopsida, Rosales, Cannabaceae.